Rotaria sp. Silwood1 is the source of this 1515-nucleotide messenger RNA. The record is from the annotation of a GenBank genome assembly. NCBI's taxonomy places the organism in Eukaryota, Metazoa, Rotifera, Eurotatoria, Philodinida, Philodinidae.
AUGGAUGUAUUAUAUUCACUCAUACGAGUCGAUAAAAAACUUGACAGAUUAGCUCGAGAUAUUACUUUUACACAGUCUAUCAAUUUCGUAACAAUACUAUCAAAUGAACAUGAUAAUUCAAGAAAUAAUUUAAUACUUAAUCGAUUCUGUCUUUCAAUUUUACCUCGAAUUCGGCAAAAUAUUCAAUCUCUUACUCUUGAUUCAUUAUCAAUAGAUCGUGUUCUUCACAUUGGAAAUUAUUCGAAACUUCAUAAACUUAGUCUUGUUAAUCUUCCAAUUGAAAUGGCAUGUCGUAUUUUCAAUGAUGAAUCAUCAUUGGUUUAUACUCUCAAUCAUCAAAUCUCACAUUUAACUGUUACGAUUAAUGUAGACGACAUAGCUCAACAUAUACGAGAAUUGUUUAAAAAUGUUUUUACCACUAUUUUUCGAAUGUUUAUGAAUUUAAUUCAUUUUAAUUACAGUUGGUAUAGUGAUUUAUUGUAUUCACCAAAAGCAUUUAUUGAUUUAGCAUCUAGAACAUGUUAUUCAUCAAAUAUUGUUCAUUUGAAUGUUAGACUUAACGAUUUUAAUGAUUGUCUGUAUUUACUUAAUGGACAUCUUAGUCAAUCGCAUACAUUUAUUGUAGAAAUUAAUAUGAUUCGUAAAACAUUGAUGACUAUCAAUAAUACGAAAACUGUGUCUAAUUUAAAAUGUUUCUCAUUGAUUUCAUUUCGUGAAACAAUUGAGUAUGAUAAUAAAAUUGUACCAUUACUUCGUCAAAUGUCAAAAUUAGAAAAACUUACAAUAUCUCUUAUUGUUUAUCGUCGAAUUUCAUUCAUUGAUGGUAAUCAUCUAGUUAAUGAUAUUCUUAGUAAUAUGUCACAUCUCCAUACAUUUAUCUUCAAUAUUAUUACUGAUAGCGUCAUAAUAGAUGAAGAACUUUUACCAACACCUGAUCAUGUGGUACGGCCACUCAUCGAAAAAGGAUAUAAUGUUAAAUGUUAUACUGAUUAUUGUACAAUCAACAAGGGUCAAUGCCAUAUUUACUCGUUUCCAUUUACUUUGGAAUGCAUGUAUAUGUUUACUAAUAAAUUUCCUGGUGGUUUAUUCGUGAAUGUUCGUCACUUCGUUGCACGUUCUGUUUGGCAUCCAUUCGAACAUGAUUUUUUUGCUCAAAUCUCUCAAGCUUUUCCAUUAUUAAAUAAAUUGACAAUAUCUAAUAGACGUGCUCAAAAGAAGAAGUUAAUACAAGAUGAAUAUGAACAAACAUCAUCAAUUAUUGAAUUUCCUCAUCUUACAAUACUUAACCUCUGUGGAUCUUCUCUUGAUUAUGUUGAACAAUUUCUUUUCGAUUUUUACACACGUUUAACUUGUCUUAAUACGUUAUAUGUCGAUUAUGAACUUUUGUUAUUUGCAACACAGUAUUUUACAAUUGAUGCUGCUCGUGUAAAUUGUUCAAAAGUGAAAUAUAUUUUCUUUGAUUCAAAACCAAAGACAUAUCCAGAAAACUUUCGGAAUUAUUUUCCUUUGUUGUAA